AUGUCUUGGAGAGACCAAAUAUUAGAGUCAUUAGAUAAAAGAGACCAAAUUGAGAAGCCCAGAAGUGGCGUCUUUGCAAGCUGUGAUGAACUACAAGGAUUGUUACAAGAAAACGAAGAAUUGAAAGUUCAAUUGAAAAGCAACAAAGAAGAAAACAAACUGACGAAAGAACAGUCAAAAUUAAAUAAAACAGAAGUAUUGAAGCUAAGGAAGGAAAAUUCCAGUCUAAACAAAGCUGUGACGAGACUUACUGAUAAAUUGAACAACCAAACAGAAGAAUAUUAUCACAAGAACAAAUCUAUUGAGCUAAUAAACGAUGAAAUUGUUUCAUUAUCUAUACAAAAUAAUCUCUUAACGGACAAACUGGAGAAAUUGGAAAAGGAAAAUGGUGAUUUAGUGCAAAGAUGGAUUGAGAAAGUGAAAUCAGAUGCUGAUAAAAUGAAUGAGACAAAUGCAUUUCUGGAGUCACAUCAAACCAGAUGA
Molecule: messenger RNA, 483 nt
Organism: Hansenula ciferrii
Lineage: Eukaryota; Fungi; Ascomycota; Saccharomycetes; Phaffomycetales; Wickerhamomycetaceae
Gene: ATG16
Product: Atg16p
Exons: 2
Coding region: 1-483 (160 amino acids)
Source: RefSeq, a predicted model, not a curated record